Messenger RNA from Leucoraja erinaceus (little skate), 983 nucleotides. RefSeq names its product ras-related protein ORAB-1. The coding region runs from base 235 to 852 and encodes 205 amino acids. Gene Ontology annotation, molecular function: GTP binding; GTPase activity. The transcript is spliced from 6 exons. Lineage: Eukaryota; Metazoa; Chordata; Chondrichthyes; Rajiformes; Rajidae. The record is from RefSeq and is a predicted model, not a curated record.
CCAGCCUACAACUCCCGGCGCGCCGCGGGGCGCGGGGACCAGCCGCUUGUUAUUUCCGGGUUGGAGGCGCCGCCAUUUUGGGCAGUGACAGACGGGACUCGCUGUUGUCGGCCCCGCGUCCCCCCUUCAGCACCGUCACCGCCACCCACGGCCCGACCGGGGCAGCAGCAGCAGCAGCAGCAGCCCGCGCUGAUCCGCACCGAACCGCACCGCACAGCACCGCGCCCACAGGAUAUGUCAACCAUGAAUCCCGAAUAUGACUAUUUAUUCAAGCUGCUGCUCAUCGGAGACUCUGGUGUUGGGAAAUCUUGCCUUCUCCUCAGAUUUGCAGAUGAUACAUACACAGAAAGUUAUAUCAGUACAAUUGGUGUGGAUUUUAAAAUCCGAACAAUAGAGUUAGACGGCAAGACCAUCAAACUUCAAAUAUGGGACACAGCUGGUCAGGAGCGGUUUCGAACAAUCACUUCCAGUUACUACAGAGGGGCACAUGGCAUCAUCGUUGUGUAUGAUGUUACUGACCAGGAGUCAUUUAACAAUGUAAAGCAGUGGCUUCAGGAAAUAGAUCGCUAUGCCAGUGAAAAUGUUAACAAGUUAUUGGUAGGAAACAAGUGUGAUCUGACAACCAAGAAGGUGGUGGAUUAUACAACAGCAAAGGAAUUUGCAGAUUCCCUGGGGAUCCCGUUUUUGGAAACCAGCGCGAAGAAUGCGACGAAUGUAGAACAAGCCUUCAUGACGAUGGCUGCCGAGAUCAAGAAGCGAAUGGGUCCGGGCGCCACGUCCGGCGGCUCGGAAAAGUCGAACGUAAACAUCCAGAGCACGCCGGUCAAGUCGUCCAGUGGCGGCUGCUGCUAAGAAAAUUUCCACCAUUUCCAAAAAAAAAAAUUUGAUUUCAAAGGCCCAAAAGCAAGAACCGUUGCCUGACCCCGUACUGUAAGUAGACACACUACUGCAGACUCGCCCCUGCCCUCCCCUCCCCCACUCCC